This is a messenger RNA of Boeremia exigua, 2963 nucleotides long. RefSeq lists its product as uncharacterized. Lineage: Eukaryota; Fungi; Ascomycota; Dothideomycetes; Pleosporales; Didymellaceae. The record is from RefSeq and is a predicted model, not a curated record. The transcript is spliced from 3 exons. Bases 1 to 2829 code for a protein of 942 amino acids.
AUGGCGCAGUCUAGCAGCUCUGCAGAGUGUGAGCUGCCGGUAGAGAUUCUAACACUCUCACAGUACAAGGUUAAGUUUGGCGCUUCACAAGGUAAUGGCGAGCCGACUGUGUACGAUGCUUCUUCAGAACGAUACCCCAACGAUGACUGGUACGCGCUUGAGCACGAUAAGAUCAACAGUGGCAUUCAUGACCUGUGCCUGCCUCUUCUUCGAGCAGUGCGCAAACAUUCUUCCAACGAUGUCGAGGUCUCCAAUCUGAAUGCUACAGUGCAGACAGCCAACAUCAUUCCACGCGGUCAGCAAUUCUACGUCGCUUUCCUAGGUGAACAGGGUACCGGAAAGAGUUCGCUUAUCAAUUCAAUCCUGGACCGCGACAUCGUCUUCGUUUCUCCAUCAUCGUCCGCAUGCACUGCAUACCCAACGUUCAUCACACACAAAGUCGGCGCCAGCGACGACACGAAGGAAUCAGAUAUCCGUGUCCAGUACUUCAGCGAAGAAGAGAUCAGAGAAUGUUCUCAGGAACAGGCACGCCGGUAUCGAGAAGCGUUUCCCUGUAAGCAUCGUGACGCGCCGGAUCAUGAUGUUCAAGCCCUUCUGGAAAUCGGAAUGGAAGAAGAUCUCAGUGACGGCGAGGACGAUGAAGUUCCGAUAUCUACAUCUACUGCCGACGAUCCAUGUCGCAAGAGUAUACGCCCUUCAAUCUUACGCGGCGCAAAAACUGCGAUGUCUUUCUUCAACAUCAUUUUCCAAACCGAGCAUAACAAGGAACAGGAAUCUUUCCUGCAAGAUCAACUCGACUACAUGGACAUCGAGGAUGGUGUUUUUGCAGAUCUAUGCGUAGUAAGGGCUCGAUCUCAGCUGAGCGAACGCAAUCUUGGCGGUGGGUUUGCGGUGUCUGAUACGAUCAAAGACGAGAUACUGCCCGAAUUUCAAGAAAUUAUUGAUAAGGUCUGGCCACUCAUCAAAUCAGUGCGUAUUGAGACUGGACAUGUUCUUCUGAGGAACAAUGUGUGCUUGCUAGAUCUUCCUGGAUAUGGCGAUGACAACCACAUUCGCACGGCAACAAUUGACAAAUUCCGCCUGAUGGCUCACUUCGAAAUUGUCGUCGCACCGACUUCGAGAGUCGUGUCAAGCGUAGUGCAGGAGCGCUAUCUCAGCCGAUCCAUUCGUCGUCUUGGGGCACGAAAUACACUUUUAGUCACAAACAAGUCAGAUCAAUUGCUUGACAAUUUGGAAAAGCAGAUCAACAAGCUCGAGGAGGCACCAUUUCCACUCUUCAAACAAUAUCUGGCCAACAUUAAAGUUCACGCCAGACAGGGCACUGAGAAUAAAUGUCUUCUUGUUGACUACAGGGACUAUCUACUGAAGGAGGCCCGAAUGGCUUACAUUCAGCGGGAAAAAGAUAUUGUUAGCCUGCAGUUACAAGAUAGGGGCGUCGAUAUACUGUCCGUAUCUGCACGACAGUACAGUAUCUGCACAGACGCGGAGCAGGACGAUGAGAAACCCAAACUCACACCCGCAGCGACUGGUAUACCGCAGCUGCGCCGCUAUCUCUUCCAUUUGCCAGCUCAGACAAACUAUCGGACGCUACAUUAUCAUGUCUUCGAAACUCUUCCAGACAUCGUCCGACAAAUUCAGCGCAUUCUCGAGAAAUUUGGCGACGAUGAGGGCUACGCACAGAUGCGCGAGUAUUUGACAGAACGACUGCUGCAAGUACACUCCAGCAUCAGAAUGCUUGCUACAUCUCUUCCCACCGAACGUGUAAGCCAGCCAUUCAUCGAAGGAGGGGUUAAGUCCCGCAUCAACACCGGCCUGAAGGCUGUUGUUCAGACCUUGGCGAGCCCAUUCUUGUACUAUCCAACAUUCUCUAAGAUGCUCAAGGAGAACGGCAUUCCGGUCAAUGGUGCGGGACUAGGCCGUAACUUGAACCAGGAGAUUCUGGACACAAUGGUUGAGUUCAUCCACAGUUGGCGUGACAAAAUGCAGACUGAGACUGAAGACAUCGCCCUGAAACUUGAUGAACCGGUUCAGGCUGUCCUCAACGAUCUCAGGAAUCGCGUUCAGGGCUACGAAGGAGACCCAGAGCUAAAAUCUAGAGCUACAGAGCUGCUCGAUACCACCACCCGCCGAAUUGCUAUGGCCUAUGGCAAGAUGGCAGCUCUGCUUCAAAGUAAGCUACGAGAAGUUCACUUCAUGUUCUCGAACGAGACGAAUGUCAAGUGCCCGAUCGCGCUGGAAAUGAUGGAGAUAUAUCGAAGUGUUCUUCUGCAGCAGCUGAUUCAGCCUGGUCCGGGCUCAUACGCGCGGCAGCGUGCUCACCUAAUCGAGUCUCUCAUUGCGCCCGACUGGCCAAAGCCUCCAUUCUCGGAUGUUAUGGAACAAAAGAUUGCGAACACUCAAGUUGAGUCUUGGAAGGACUGCUGUGAACAGUAUGUUGAAGAAGCCACAGCUCUCUUGCAAGUCUUCGCUCGUUCCAUCGAUGAACUUCUCGACACUGGUGCGCAACUGACUUCUGAUCAUCGGCGCGUGCGAGAGCAGCUGGAGGCUCUACUUCCACAGUUCAAGAAGCAGCUUUACCGGGUUCAAAGCCGAUUUCCCGGAACAGAUACAUCAGGUGCCUUCGUCUCAAAUAAGCGAAAGGCAGGUGGUGAGAGAGCGGCUACGCAACCACCUACUUCAUGGAACGAUGUGAAACGAUCAAAAUCUUCUGUGCAGGCUAUUCGGUACCGAGGCGUGUCCGAACAACAUAUUGGAAAGCUGCGUGAGAGGUUCUUGUCAAACUUACAGCACGAAUCAAACCCGGUAAUCAAGAGAGAGCCCGGUCUCUAAGCCUUGAUCAGAUUCGACCUUUUGCACCCAUGGUGGACUUGUAGUCCCACUUUCUGUCGGAUAGUAAGAUCCGAUACGUGGCUAGACAGACACUUCUUGUUUCCGCCUGCACCAUGCUUCAAGGGCAGGUCAAA